Brachypodium distachyon (stiff brome) is the source of this 2087-nucleotide messenger RNA. RefSeq names its product scarecrow-like protein 14. Gene Ontology annotation, molecular function: sequence-specific DNA binding; DNA-binding transcription factor activity. Gene Ontology annotation, cellular component: nucleus. Bases 1 to 1806 code for a protein of 601 amino acids. The transcript has a single exon. Lineage: Eukaryota; Viridiplantae; Streptophyta; Magnoliopsida; Poales; Poaceae. The record is from RefSeq and is a predicted model, not a curated record. Gene Ontology annotation, biological process: regulation of DNA-templated transcription.
AUGCUCAUGGAAGAUGACAUCGUCGACAAGUUCUCCUACCAGUACCCUGACCACAGGAAGCUCCUGCAGACUGAGAAGCCCUUCGCCCAGAUCCUCUCUGCUGCUGCCACCAUCUCAUCUCGUGCACAGGAGUCCUCGGCACCGCUUGCCCCUACCUUGAUGCCCAGCCAAGACAACAACAUGGACAUCAUGGUUUCUGGGUUCUUUUCAUGCGAGGUACAGGAUCCAGCCUUCUUGAAUGGCACAUAUGUGGUGGAGUCCAACAGUACCCUGUUUCCCAGUGAUAGCAGCAGCAGCAUGGACACGAAUGUGGCAUUCUUCAAAGGCAUGCAGGAGGCCAACAUGUUCCUGCCCAGAGAUAAUGGGACUGGGAUGGUGGAUGGCAGGGGGCGUAAGAACAGAUUAGAGAUUGAUGGUGAGGCAGAGGCAGGCAUGGGCCGGAGCAGCAAGCAAAUAGCGGUGCUGGUGCAUAGUGAAUCCGAGGAGGACACCACGCUCAAGAAGAGAUUGGACUGCCUCAUCCUCAAUGGCUAUGAUAGGUACCCCGGUGAGAUGCAGGAGGUGCUGAUCACUUUAGACAGGGAGAAUAAGGCGGCAGAGAAGAGCAUCCGCAUGCGUGGGAGGCGCGGUGUGAAGCAGACAGUGGAAACUGACCUAGAAACACUACUGAUCCGCUGUGCGGAAGCAGUGGCCAGCAACGACCGCUGUAGCGCGAGUGAGCUUUUGGAGCAGAUAAAGCGGAACUCCUCACCAAGAGGGAACGCUAGGCAGCGGCUGGCGCAUUACUUCUCCCAGGGGCUCGAGGCACGGCUGGCCGGCACGGGGAGCCAGUCCUACCGCUCGCUCAUCGGGACAGGCAUCUCAACUGUGGACCUAAUUAAGGCCUACCAUCUGUACAGCGCCACCUGCUGCUUCGUCAAGGUGGCAUUUCUCUUUUCCAACAAGACUAUCUACAACGCUGUUGCAGGGAAGAAGAAAUUGCACAUUGUGCACUACGGCAUCAAUACCGGAGUGCAAUGGCCGGAUUUGAUUCGGUGGCUGGCGGACAGGGAGGGUGGGCCACCGGAGAUGAGGAUGACCAGCAUCAACAUACCUCAGGCUGGGUUCCGCCCUUCUGAGCAAAUUGAGGCAGGGCACCGGCUCAGGAAUUAUGCAAGUAGGUUAGGCGUGCCAUUCAAGUUCCACGCCAUUGAAACCAAACCAGAGGCUGUUCAGGCAGAGGACCUCCACAUCGAUCCAGAUGAGGUGCUUGUUGUGAACAGCAUAUUCCAGUUCAGGACCUUGAUGGACGACAGCCUCACCUUUGACAGGGUAAACCCAAGGGACAUGGUGCUUAACACUAUAAGGAAGAUGAAGCCAUCCGUGUUCGUCCAUGCCGUCACCAAUGGGCCAUACAGCGCAGCGUUCUUCAUGACGCGGUUCCGCCAUGCGUUGUACAACUUCAUGGUGUCGUUCGACGUGAUGGAAACAAUGGUACCGCGGGACAACGACAUGAGACUGCAGGUUGAGCGAGACAUUUUUGCACGGUGUGCUAUGAACAUGAUCGCCUGUGAAGGCACAGACCGUGUUGAGCGCCCUCAGAACUACAGGGAGUGGCAGACACGGAUCCAGCGGGCAGGGCUGAGGCAGUUGCCAUUGGACCCUGACAUUGUUCUGAUGCUCAAGGACAAAGUGAAGAAUCAGUACCACAAGCAUUUCAUGAUCAACGAGGAUCACCGGUGGCUUUUGCAGGGAUGGAAAGGCCGCGUGCUCUACGCCCUCUCGACAUGGGUAGCUGAGGAUACUACCAGUUCUGAAGUGACAUAGAUUCAUGUACCAAUGGAUGCUUGGGCACAUUUGGUCUUCGUUUGUGAAAUAUGGUCCAGAACAUUUUAUGCAGCUGACUGGUCCAGGAUUAAAGUUGCAUCAGUUAUUUUGGAACUCUUAAAUCAUAAUCUACAGUGCAACCUGCACCAAGGUGUAGAUAUCAAGAAUAAAGUCGCCCAUAUCAUUCACAUCUGGUCGUUGACAUUUGUUCUUAGAUAUUAGAAACUAAAAUUAAACUGUACAAUCACUCAGGUAAACCAACAGUUUUUUGGGGUGAUAUA